CCAUUCCACCACCAACCACCACUAACACGCCGCUCAGCUUAUCCACCAUCGCGUAUACGCGUUCUCUCUCUCUCUCUUUCUCUCUGUUUUUCUCCUUUCCUCGGAAUUUGCAUUCUCCGACUCUUGCCCUACGCAUCGAGAAGCUGAAAAGCCGACAAGUAUGAUUUCACUCUGGGCUUUUAAUGCAAUGGCAUUCCUCUGCAAUUGGAUGCUUGUGUCUUCCUCAAUCUUGAAGGACGAUAGUAGCCUAAGGAUCUUCAAGGAAUCGCCGAACGAAUUCGAAUAUGUGGUUAGAAGGACCGAUUUGGAUGAUCGUAAAGAGGAUACCGAAUCUAAGGAGAGACGCAGCAACAUGGGUUCCUCCUUCAUCAGAUUUGGACGCGGCCAAUCCUUUGAUAAUUCGGCAUUAGAUAACGAAAUCGAUUCGAAGGUCAGCAGGCAUCCACGAUGGAAGUCGCCGGAUGUCGUGAUUAGAUUCGGUCGGUCUGGUUUCAAGACCACAAAUAGUGACCAACCCAAACGCGGGAAGAACGAUCUUAACUUCAUCAGGUUUGGCCGCAAUAUACAAAUGGCGCCGAUCGAUCUCGAUAUGUCUGCGGUUUGUUCGGCGCUCAUGUUGAACAACGGCGUGAUCAGCGACGCGGGGCUUCAUCCGGACGUCACGAGGCUAUUUCGUCUUUGCAACAACCUGAACAAGAUCACAUCCGGUGAGAUCAGCUUGGACGCCCUCGAGACCGAUUCGAAUCGUCGCGAAUGAACUGGCACGCUACUCUCAUCCAACUCGUCCGAGAUCCGAGAUCGUCCCGUGCAGAGUCACUGUGGAUUCGAUGGCGGAUGUCAACGAGGAUCGCAGCAUUCCAGUUUAUCAAAUUGAUUUUGGCAACCGCGACCGAAACGCAAUUUGGGCUUUGAGAUGACGACCGGAUCGCAUUACUAUCAGCGCGUAUCUGUACUUAAACGAAUUUCAUACGUCGACUAAUUGAACAAACACCAAUUUGCUUGCGAUAUAAAUUCCCGCUAGAAUGUCUGUUACAAAAUUAUAAAGAGACCCAUUUACAGAUAGUUUUCUUCUGUUCCUUGUGCCCUUUGCUAAUCCAAAUUAAGAAUGAUUGCCCGAGAAUUCUAAUCUAAUUUUUUUUUUUCUGUGAGAGAACUUGUCACCAUAUUUUUUUUUCGAGGAACAGAAAUUAAAUUGAUUAAUCCGCAUUAAAUUUUUGUAUAACUUUGUUACAUUGUUUGUUAACGUUAGUAGUAUCUAGUUUUAUUGUUUGUAAAUUUUAUAUUUACAUUAUGCAUGUUAUACAGUCAAAUAAAGCCAUUGAUAAUAAAUAUUCUUUAAUCUCUUCUGAUUGUACGCUAAAAAACUUUUACAAAAAUAUGAAUAAACAAAAUGCAUCUUAUAUACAAUUAUAUAAUAUAUUAUUUUUAUUAUAAUACAAUUUUUUACAACGAUGAGAAAAAGUCAUAUAAUUGUUAAUUUAUUUAUAAUUCUAUUUUGUUUAUAUGUAUUAAUUGUUAAAUUCAUAGUAUUUGCAGCUAAAGGAUUAGCCGGCUACGCAAGUGUUAAUCUGUUUUAUUUUCAAGAAAAUAUGAGCCGAAUAGUUACAGUGAGCUGAUAGUGAAUGCAGAGCCGCGAAUGUUACAUCGGAUACCAGCGCUGUACAUCCACCUCUGCCUCAUUAACAUAUUUAAUGUACAUAGAAAUGAUUUUUUGAUGAUUCGUCGUUUUAAAAUAUCGUCGAUGUAAUCGCAUACAAAAGAUUCGUAUUAUAAUCGUGCACAUUCUUUCUGUUGUGUCGGCGCGAAUAGCGAAUUCGGUUGAACGCAGUAGUGCGCACUAAUAUAUGUGACUAAGGUCAUCUAAAGAUGUCUAAAUUUAAGUCACCAAGCGCAUAAGCAUGGCAUGAAAACAUAGUUGCGCAGAAGAACACCAACGGCAAAUUUUUUGAAUUUUUGUUAUUACAAAAAAAAUGUUACUACACAAAGGAAAAUUGUUGGAAAAUUUGUGUUAAAUUUAAUAUAUAUUACAUGUCUCCAAACGACCCACAUAAAUUUUCGUGUUAAUUUAAUAUAAUAUGAGUAUGUUAAAUAGUGACACUAAUAUUAUCUUAAUAUUUUAACUCAAAAAUCAAUACAAGCUUCACAGAAAUUUGAAAUAAAUUUUGUGUAAAAUCAACAUAUUUUCAAUGAUAAAAUUAAAUUGGAAAAAAAUUAUUGAUGAUCUAUAGUUAUUCUCAUAUUUAUUGUAAAAUAAAAUCAACAUUCUUUUCCUGUAAAUUUUAACAGAUAAAUCCUGUCACUAAUA
This is a messenger RNA of Cataglyphis hispanica, 2305 nucleotides long. RefSeq names its product FMRFamide-related peptides-like. The transcript is spliced from 3 exons. Lineage: Eukaryota; Metazoa; Arthropoda; Insecta; Hymenoptera; Formicidae. Gene Ontology annotation, biological process: neuropeptide signaling pathway. The record is from RefSeq and is a predicted model, not a curated record. The coding region runs from base 161 to 757 and encodes 198 amino acids.